GAGACGGAUCCUGACCUUAAGGAGGAGGAGGAGGAGGAGGAGGAGGAGGAGCCGGCGCUGCGCCGCGGAGGAAGGAAGCGCAGGGCUGCUGCGUUUGCAACCUGGCCGCCGCCGCCGGCUCGGGGCUCUGCCUGGUGCCGCUGGUGCCUGCUGACACUUGUCUGGUUCUGCGCGGGGGGAGAAGCCGGCCGCCUCCAGCAGCGGGGAGCGGGGGAUAAUCCGCCGCCGGAGGUCGGAGGAGGAGGAGGAGGGAGGAAGGCAGCGCCGACCCAGCGGGACGCGGCAACUUCGGGCCACCUCGGAGGAGCCGGAGCCCUGCCCGCAGCGGCGGCCGCCGCCCGGCCGACAUGUCGGAGCACAAGGCCACCGACCCCAAGCUGUCGACGACGGACAGGGUGGUGAAAGCUGUCCCAUUUCCUCCAAGUCACCGGCUCACAGCUAAGGAAGUGUUUGAUAAUGAUGGAAAACCCCGUGUGGAUAUCUUAAAGGCACACCUUAUGAAAGAAGGGAGACUGGAAGAAAGCGUUGCUUUGAGAAUAAUAACAGAGGGAGCUUCAAUUCUUCGUCAGGAAAAAAAUUUGCUGGACAUCGAUGCACCGGUCACAGUUUGUGGAGACAUCCAUGGCCAAUUCUUUGACUUGAUGAAACUAUUUGAAGUGGGAGGUUCUCCUGCCAACACGCGGUACCUCUUCCUGGGGGACUAUGUGGACAGAGGGUACUUCAGCAUUGAAUGUGUGCUGUACUUGUGGGCCUUGAAAAUCCUUUACCCCAAAACACUGUUUUUACUUCGUGGGAAUCAUGAAUGUAGACAUUUAACAGAGUAUUUCACAUUUAAGCAAGAAUGUAAAAUCAAAUAUUCAGAACGAGUAUACGACGCCUGCAUGGAUGCCUUUGACUGCCUUCCCUUGGCUGCUCUGAUGAACCAACAAUUCCUGUGUGUACAUGGUGGCUUGUCUCCAGAGAUCAACACCUUAGAUGACAUCAGAAAAUUAGAUCGAUUCAAGGAACCACCUGCAUACGGACCUAUGUGUGACAUCCUGUGGUCAGAUCCAUUAGAGGACUUUGGAAAUGAGAAGACUCAGGAACACUUUACUCACAACACAGUCAGGGGGUGCUCGUACUUCUACAGUUACCCUGCUGUAUGUGAAUUCCUCCAGCACAAUAACUUGUUAUCUAUACUUCGAGCUCACGAAGCCCAGGAUGCUGGGUAUCGUAUGUACAGGAAAAGCCAAACAACAGGCUUCCCUUCACUAAUCACAAUUUUUUCAGCACCAAACUAUCUAGAUGUAUACAAUAACAAAGCUGCAGUAUUGAAAUACGAAAACAACGUUAUGAAUAUCAGACAGUUCAACUGCUCCCCACAUCCGUACUGGCUUCCAAAUUUCAUGGAUGUGUUUACCUGGUCCUUGCCAUUUGUGGGUGAGAAAGUGACAGAGAUGCUGGUAAAUGUGCUGAACAUCUGCUCAGAUGAUGAAUUAGGGACAGAGGAAGAUGGUUUUGAUGAAGAUCCCAUUUAUGCACAGAAGAAAGGAGCAACAGCUGCUGCUCGAAAGGAGGUUAUAAGGAACAAGAUAAGAGCAAUAGGAAAAAUGGCUAGAGUUUUCUCAGUGCUAAGAGAAGAGAGUGAAAGUGUGCUGACGCUGAAAGGUCUGACUCCAACAGGAAUGCUGCCCAGUGGUGUGCUCUCUGGAGGAAAACAAACACUGCAAAGCGCUACUGUUGAGGCUAUUGAGGCUGAUGAAGCUAUCAAAGGAUUUUCACCCCAGCAUAAGAUCACUAGCUUCGAAGAGGCCAAAGGCUUAGAUCGAAUUAAUGAGCGAAUGCCUCCACGCAGAGAUGUGCCAUCUGAUGCCAACCUUAACUCCAUCAACAAGGCAAUCUCCACAGAGACUAAUGGCACUGACAGCAACGGCAGUAAUAGCAGCAAUAUUCAGUGACCACUUCCUGGGCGGGGGGUUGAGCUGCAGGGCGCGAUGGGGUUGCUGCACAUCAGCAGUUGGAUGUUCUUGCCUCUGAUAAUAGCUUACUUGCUCUGGGGGCCAGGUGUUGGAUUCAGUUUACAAAAUCAUCUACGAAGAGAUCGUAAACUUUAAUUUGGUGGGAGGGGGGUGGGGGAUAGACACCUCCUUUGGAUAUGCCUUUAAAAUGCUUGUAGAAAAAUGAAAGCUAAUGCUGGUAUAUAUUGCAAAGUUAGGGGAAUGAACAUGUUUUCCUACUGCAUUGGGAACUUCUAGAUAUGUUACUGAAAGGCCUUUUGUUAUGUUACUGGACAUGAAAACUUUGUUUAAUUUCUUACUAACUAUUGUACGUUUACAGUUGCAGCACUAAACAUGGACAACAUCAAAACAUUUUUAACAAAAUGUACAAACUAAAUAAGGACUAUUUAUUGAUAAUGUUUUGCUACUCUUGUCAGACAAUGGCUAUGAAAUAAAUUAGGCAGUCUUAAAAAUAUAGAAAAAAAAGAAAAAAAUAAUAAAAAAAAAGAAUGUUGGAAAUUUGUUUAAAAUGCCAAAAAAGAGAGAGAGAAAGAGAGAGAGAGUGAGAGAGAGACAGUUUAAUUUUGUACAGAUUAUGCUUACCUCAGGUUUCUUUAGUGUGCUUCAAUGCCCUUCUUUAAAUAUAACACUUAUCUUACUAAUUUGGCAGCGAUUAUCCUUUUCUUUGUUAAAAAAAAAAAACAAACUGGAAUAAUGAUAACAUUUAUCUUUUUUUGCUGUUUAUAUUUAGGGGGGGUUUGGUUUGGGGGGUUUUCUUUUUUUUUUUUUUUUUUUGGUCAAUCAAGUCUUGGUUGUGGCUUGCUGAAUUUAAAUAUUUAUGAGUGGUGCAUUUUUAAGUAUAGUGAACAAGACACCAUAUUAAGUGCAGUGAAAAGCAUCUAUAUUCUGUAAAAAUCUGCCUAUGCAUGUUUUUUAAGAAAAAAAUGGCUGUAUAGGCCUGUAUGGGACUGUAAUGCGCUUAGUGGUCUGACUUAUACUGGAAAUGUAUGUAUACUGGCGUACUUUAUAUUCUCUAAAAAAAAAAAUGCUUAAUGCCUUUGAAAUUUUGUAAUCGAAAAAAAAAAGCUUUGAAAAAUCUAAGGGGAGAGUAUUCUUAAAGUUUUUAACAUAAGCUUGUCAGUGCACAUAUAGAUGGGUAGCAUGUUUAGCAAACCUUGUGAAAUUUAAAUAAGUUUGUAGUUACAUGUGAAAUUCUAAAUGCAUGAUAACUGUUAAUGUCAUAAUGGUUUAGUCAUUUUGUUAUGUUCUGUCAUGUGCCACAAAAUGUGUAAUUUUUUCACUUUUUUCCCUUUGUAUAUCAGUUACGGGUUUCGACUGGUUCAUUCUAAAAAAGAAAAAGAAACAAAACAGUCCAUUGAUAUUUUUUAACAAUUGUAUAAGUGCCCAAGUAAUUCACUACAGCCUACAGCCUUGCCUUUGUAAUUUGACUUCGAAAUGUUGGCAAUCAAAAGCAUGCACUUGUAACAAUGAAAGAAGCAUUUUAUAUUACUACUCAAUAAAAAUGUGCAUGAACGUAA
Messenger RNA from Oxyura jamaicensis (ruddy duck), 3514 nucleotides. It is a transcript of the gene PPP3CA, whose product is annotated as protein phosphatase 3 catalytic subunit alpha. The transcript is spliced from 15 exons. The record is from RefSeq and is a predicted model, not a curated record. Bases 348 to 1937 code for a protein of 529 amino acids. NCBI's taxonomy places the organism in Eukaryota, Metazoa, Chordata, Aves, Anseriformes, Anatidae. Gene Ontology annotation, biological process: calcineurin-NFAT signaling cascade. Gene Ontology annotation, molecular function: calmodulin-dependent protein phosphatase activity; calmodulin binding. Gene Ontology annotation, cellular component: cytoplasm; calcineurin complex; cytosol.